Capra hircus (goat) is the source of this 1247-nucleotide messenger RNA. It is a transcript of the gene ALKBH4, whose product is annotated as alkB homolog 4, lysine demethylase. The record is from RefSeq and is a predicted model, not a curated record. Gene Ontology annotation, cellular component: contractile ring; midbody. The coding region runs from base 41 to 952 and encodes 303 amino acids. The transcript is spliced from 3 exons. Gene Ontology annotation, biological process: actomyosin structure organization; protein demethylation; oxidative demethylation. NCBI's taxonomy places the organism in Eukaryota, Metazoa, Chordata, Mammalia, Artiodactyla, Bovidae. Gene Ontology annotation, molecular function: oxidoreductase activity; demethylase activity; actin binding.
CGCGGCCCCGCACCUGCGCCCUGGCCGCCGGGACGCUGCCAUGGCGGCUGCGGCGGUGGCGCCUCCCGAGGUUCUCCGGGAAUGCGGCUGCAAGGGCAUCAGGACCUGUCUGAUCUGCGAGCGGCAGCGCGGAGGUGACCCGCCCUGGCAGCACCCCUCGCAGAAAACACACCGGUUCAUUUACUACCCUGACACCGGCUGGGCAGUGGGGGCCGAGGAGUCUGACUUUGAAGGCUGGGCCUUCCCUUUCCCGGGCGUGACCCUGAUCGAGGACUUCGUGACCCGAGAGGAAGAAGCUGAGAUGGUGCAGCUGAUGGACCGCGACCCCUGGAAGCUCUCCCAGUCUGGGCGGAGGAAGCAGGACUAUGGCCCCAAAGUCAACUUCCGGAAACAGAAGCUAAAGAUGGCUGACUUCCGAGGCCUCCCCAGCUUCAGCCGGGAGGUGGUGCGGCGGAUGGGCCUCUACCCUAUCCUGGAGGACUUCCAGCCCGUGGAGCAGUGCAACCUGGACUACUGCCCGGAGCGGGGCUCGGCCAUCGAUCCGCACCUGGACGACGCCUGGUUGUGGGGGGAGCGGCUGGUGAGCCUCAGCCUGCUGGCCCCCACCGUGCUGUCCAUGUCCCGGGAGGCGCCCGGCAGCCUGCUGCUCUGCCUGGCCCCAUCCGGCUUCCCGGAGGCCCUGGCGGACAGCGCGAUGGCUCCCAGCCGGUCCGUCCCGUGCCAGGAGGUGGAGGUGGCGGUCCCCUUGCCCCGCCGCUCCCUGGUGGUGCUCAGCGGAGGCGCGCGGCACCAGUGGAAGCAUGCCAUCCACCGGCGGCACAUCCGGGCCCGGCGCGUGGGCGUCACCUUCCGGGAGCUGUCGGCCGAGUUCGGCCCUGGAGGGAAGCAGCAGGAACUGGGGCAGGAACUCCUGCAAAUGGCGCUCUCCUUUCAGGGGAGACCCACCACGUGAGCUGCCGCCCGGGACGGGGAGCUGGCAGCUGGGCCUGGCGGAGGCGCUGGCUCCCCAGCGGACCGUUGGCCAGCAUCGAAGGGGGGGGCCAGCAUGAGGGUCUUUCUCAGGUCUUAAGAGGAGCCUGCUGGCCACACCCUGGCGCCUGGCAGCUUGAGUCCUGCCCGGGAUGGUUUCACUGUGGGGGGCCCAGGUCGGUCCCUUUGGGCCUGCGCGGUGGCCGCUGGUUUGGGUUGUUUGUCACAGUUGUGGGCAAUGGCCUAAUUUGAGCUUAAAAAUGGUUGGUGCCCCUUCA